AUGCCACCGUUGACGGCACCAACAAAGACAGACAACAACCUACAAAACACUUCCGACCAUAGCUUGGAGCUUUUGCUGCAAUUUGACAAUGAAACCGCCGUCGUGCUCAACGACAAACACAGCUUGGGAGGUGAAUGCUUGAUGGCAUACAAUGACAAGGAGAAUACGGAGAAGAACAAAGCUCUCCGAAACUUGCCUGCAAAAAUUUCAAGAGCAUCAAAUGACAGCAAAAGCCCAAGUAAGCCCCCAAUUCUUGAUGCUAGCAAUAAUUUGGAAACAAAAUGGACGCCAUGCGGACAACAGCGUGAUUCUAUUGCCUUUUGGAAGAAUCCAUCUUUUCUUGUUCAGAGUGUAGGCCAUCACAAGUCCGUCCAACGCGGUUUUUGUUCCACCCUUUCUUCCUUGCAUGGCAAGAUGACUUACCUGAAUUCCCCACCAAAAAAGGCAGCAACUACUAUAAUCAAGAGCCGGCGCAAACGGGGUGUAUACACUUCCCAAAGCCGACCAUUAAGCGCCUCAGGUGGCACGCAAUCUUUUCAGAUUCUGGUAAAACCAGGCCAAGUUUUUGGCUUGAUUGAAGGCAUUGCCUCGUAUUCAGAUCCAAAGAACUAUGUGCGUGCCGUGGUUGAUGGAGAUAUCAAAGCAUUACCCAGAACGGGGCGUGUUUCGGAGCUUAUUGGAGCUGUCAAACCUGGCCACUGGACGGUUUCCCGGCGUUCAGUUUUUCGACGUUUGGAGCCUUUGGAUUGGGAGGGCCAGCGUGUGCGCUUGCGCCAUGACUUUUUCUUGGAUGACUCCUCCGUAAAAGGCACCGCUGAAUUGAUUGGGGAAGUUGUCAAUCCCUCAAUUAAUUGUCUCUUGUGCUUGCUUGAUCAUCAAGGAAUAGUGGCUCCUCACAAUAUUCAAAACAUAUGUGCUGGUUCAUUGACGUUAGCAGCCUUUGACGGGUUUGUUUCUUGGUCAGACUCUUGCAAUCGUGGUGGAGAUGUGUCGCGAGACAUAUUGAGCCGCACUGUUAACAAUGCUUUUGAUGGAAUGGAAAGUGCUCCUAUCAAUCAUGCUUUAGUUCCUGUGCCUCUCUUCGAAACGUUUGCAGAGGCCAAAUCUUUAGCAAGCACUCAGUCAGGAUGUAUGAUGAUUGGAGGCUUUGACUUAUCAUGUAAAGCCUACAAACUUCAUGUCUUACGUGACAAGAACACCGGCCAUACUGUGGCUGUGGACAUAGUCUUUCAUGUAAAGUUGCCUCACUGGAGUUUGAAGUGUUUGCCGGACAAAAGGAUUGUCCAAAAGCAAAGCAUGUACAUUCCAACUUUAACACAGGCUCGUCUCAAACAACACAACGAUGAAUUGUUGUUGGGGUCAUCGGAGGAUCCUGUCAAGCGUCUCUGGGGGUACAAAAAGCGCAAGUGGAAUGAUGUAAUGAAUGGCGAAAUAACCGCUGCUAAAGAGCAGAGAAAGACCCAACAUCCAAACAAGGAUCGUACUCAGAGAAGUAGUGCAUGGACUUCCCUUGAUGCAGCGGAAGUGCCCACAAUCAAAGCGGUCUACAAAGAUAGAGUCGCUUUGCACAAGCAACAUCCUUCAACGGAAGUACUCGUGAUUGAUAGGAAGGACCACUUUGUCUCUAAGGCAAUUUUCCUCAACUCCAUUUUCACACUCACAUCUACCGGAAAUGGACUGGAAGAGCCCGCAUCCUGGACUGAGUCACUCGAACCCAAAACGCUAUUUUAUGACAAUACAUGCGAUUCAGCAGUUGUCGUUUUUGACAAAAGCGUCAUAGGAGCAACUGUUACUGUUGACGAUCCCUUCAAGGAAAAAGACUGCUUUGGAAUCGAGAAGAAAUGUAAAGAAUGCCUGGGCAACAUCAUUGGUACCUUACGGCCACAUUUUCCCUCAUUACAUGACGUUUUUUAUGGAGUGAACAACCAAGAGUUUGUUUGCGAGCUAAAUACGGAAGAUAUGACCGUUCUGGAUUCAGCGAUCACUCACGAUGAUACAAAUGUUGCUUUUCACGAUCUACUCUUUGGGUAUGCUCAACAAGACGAAAACGCAGAACCUCUGGGACUGCUUGAUGAAUCACUUUCAACCAGUGCAGUUUGGGACUUUGUAAAUGCAGCUGUGACAUUGAUUGUACUCCUUCCUCUCCUUCUGUGGACCUUUGAAGUGCUGCAGAAGGUGUCAAUACACUCACUAGACCAAUCAGUAGUGUAUGCUGAAGUUUCUCGAGCUGAAGGAAGCUAA
Messenger RNA from Phaeodactylum tricornutum CCAP 1055/1, 2241 nucleotides. RefSeq lists its product with no specific name. The coding region runs from base 1 to 2241 and encodes 746 amino acids. NCBI's taxonomy places the organism in Eukaryota, Bacillariophyta, Bacillariophyceae, Surirellales, Neidiaceae. The transcript is spliced from 4 exons. The record is from RefSeq and is a predicted model, not a curated record.